GGUAACCACGUUACAUACUUCAGUCGGUUGUUGUGUUUACAAGUUUACAACCUAAAUGUGACAUGUGUAAUAUCGGCCUCUGCGUUCUGAUUACAAUAAUUUUCACUUGAACGUGAUUUCAAGUUCUGCUGUGAAGAACUUUGUAAGUAUUUUUACAUCCAUUUUAAUCUUAAUAACUACAAACCUUUAACGUUAGUAUUCAUACUUUCUACAAUAUUAGUUAUAUUACCUAUUAUAUUCAAUUAAUUAUUUUCCCGAUUAAUUUAUUCUGUCCGUUGUUUUCCGUCAUCAAAAUUCUCUAUAAAAAAAAUAGUUAUAGUUAGUAUAUUCUCAAGUUUUGUAUUUUUUACUUAUUCUUUAAUAUUUUCAGAUAAUUGCCAAAACAUGAAGUUUAAUAUUUACAAAACGUCUUCGCGACGUAAGUCCCGUAAAUUGCACUUCACAGCCCCCUCGCACGUUAGACGUCGUAUUAUGUCAGCUCCUCUAUCCAAAGAAUUAAGGAGCAAAUACAACGUUAAGUCUAUGCCUGUGCGAAAGGAUGACGAAGUUCAGGUUAGUAAUAACUAGGCUACUUAAUAUUUGUACCUUUUUAUUGUUUGGUAAAUACGUAGGUAUUAGACAUUACAUUUCUAUGCUAUAAUAUUAAACAAUAAUAAGAAAAGUAUCAUUUUAUUUUUUAUUUAUUUAUAUACUGUUUAUUAGUAGAAACCGAUACCUAACAAUAAUCAUAACCUGUUUUCAUUUUUAUGCAAUUUGUGGAAAACUAGAGUAAAUUUUGUAUAAGGCCAACAUAAAGGUAGGGUAUAUAGUAGGGUGGUUCUUAUUUUUGAACUUAAUUCAUUUUGUGUUGCAGGCUUAGGAUUUUACUUUAUACAUUGUAAAAAUAGUUUUUGGAAAUUAUAGGUAUGUUAAGUCAACCCCUUCACAAUCCUCAAAAAGUUAGAAUUUUUGUUAAUUUUUUUUAAAUUUUUAACAUAUAAUUCAUCUGAAACUUUUUAUCACAAAAAAAUAUUCCUACAAAAUAGCCACUUUAAUAUUUCAGUGAAACUCUAUUGUUAUAAAAUAUCUAUUUAAAAGUUAGUAGAAUUGAAGAUUACCUAUGUAAAAUUUCAAACUUGUCAACUUUUUAAUCAAUUUUUUACAUAUAACAGUUUUGUUGAAAUUUUAAAAAUAGCCAUUGUGAUUUCUUUUUACAAUAAUAAUGUUUUUAAUACAUUUUUUGUAUGUUAAAAAUUAAAAAAAAUUAAUGUAAAAAGCUAUUCCAUGAAGUGGUUAUCACAGCUAACAUUUUAAAAAAUUAUUUUUAUAAUUAACAAAAUUACAAAUUACAAAUUCAAGUAUUUAACAUUUAUUUUCAACACCUAUAGCUAAGGACCACCCUAAUGUAUAGCAUAUAUUGUCUGGCAAUUUUUUUUUUGGAACUUUCGCGUUUUUUUUUUAUUAAAUUUCAUUUAUUUAUCCAUCAAUAUGUAUCCCGUGUAAUUCCUGAAUUUUCUAGUAUAUUCUAAUUAUACAUUGAACUAUUAUAUUUCCUUCUUUAUUUGUCCCAAUUUUUGUAUGUAAUAAAAUGGUAUUUAUGUCUUAGUAUUUAAGUUGAUGAAGUGAUGAAGCAAAACCAUUCUUUGAAACGGACGUAUAAUGAGUACAAUCAUAUUUUUUAGUUACAGUUUUUGUAGUUGAAUUAUUAAUUGUACACGUUUUAUCUGUUAAAUGUUAGUAUAAAGGCUCUGAUUAAAUGUCUGUUCCUAGCUGAAUUAGCUAUAUAAUUUAUGGUAAAGUUAGUUAACUUUUAUUACAUAUGAUAAAAGAGUUAACAGAGUUAAUUAUACGGUUAUCUAUGUACUUAUUAAAUUCAAAGCUGGGCACUAACUAGUUAUAAAGUAAGUUAAGUUGAUUCACCUAGUUAGUUUUUAUUCGUAGUAACUUUGUUAACUUGCCUAGCUGAAUUGAACGUGGAAAAUAUUCUUAAAUCUUAACUCGUUAAAAACAAAAAAAGAAACUAGUUAUUUUUUUUUUUUCUAAAUUAACCUUACAUUUGAACUGGUUUUUCAAUUUAUAUUUUAAACUAAUAAAAAAAAAUUACUUCUAACUUAAGUUAAUAUUUUUACCAAUUUAAACAUUUUGAAAAUUUUAAAAACUAUUAUAUUCUUACUUGGUUAGAUUUUAUAUUUAACUUACUUAACUUUAACUAGUUAAAACCUGUCCCAACUUUGAUUAAAUUAUAGCACCAGUUAUGUACUAAAAUAAUGUUGAUAAUUUGGCUUUAUUUUUUGUAGCCUAUUAACUUGUUUGUUUUAUUGAUAUUAAUUAAUUUUUAAAAGUAUCUGAUUUCAGUUAGAAAUAUGUUUCUACUUAACUUUUUUUUGUAAGGAAAUAAAUUAUUUAUAUAUUUAUAAAUUUGAGUAAUGAUUUUUAAGAUAAGUAAGUGAACAAAACUUAUAUUUAUUAAAUAUGUAAAAAUUGUGAUUAUUUAUUCCACAUUUUACUGCUGAGUAGUAUAUUAUUCAGUAUGAACAAAGGGAUCAAAGCUAUUGAAAUAAUAUUCAUUUCAUGAGUACUUAAGUUGAUGAAUCAAAACCAUUCUUUGAAAUAGAUAUAAACGAAUACCUUAGUCCUUUGGUUGCAGUUUUUGCAAUUUAAUGGAUGAUAGUAAAAGUUUAAUCUGUUAGAUGCUAUUAUCAAGGCUCUGAUUGAAUACUUAUGUUAAAUAAUUUAUUUUAAAUUACUCCAAUACUUUGAAAAAUAUAUUAAGAAUAUAAUAUAUAUGUGAUCACUAUUUUUUAUAUACUUUGCAUUAUUUUCUUAUUCUAUGUUUGUACAAAUUUAUGUGAUGAAUUAAAACCAUUCUUUGAAACAGACGAAUAACAAAUACAUUUAUUCUUCGGUUGCAGUUUUUGCAAUUGAUGAAUGAUAGUAGGAGUUUUAUCUGUUAAAUGAUAUUAUGAAGGCUCUGAUUACAUACUAUACUUAAAUCAAUUAUCUCAUGUCAAUAAAUGUUUGUUUUAUUAUAAUAAAAUAUUGUUUUUGUCAUACAUUAUAAAUGUUAUAUAAAUAUAAUGUAUUAGUAUAAUUUUAUAUAUUAGUUUAUUAAUGAUUUUAGGUAGUAAGAGGACAUUUUAGAGGUCAGCAAGUUGGCAAAAUUGUCCAAGUCUACAGAAAGAAAUAUGUUAUCUACAUUGAAAGGAUUCAACGUGAAAAAGCUAAUGGUGCUACUGUAUAUGUUGGAAUCCACCCUUCUAAGGUAUAAUUUAGUUUUUGUUAUUUUAUUAACCUACUCAAAGAAAUUAGGAUAUUAAAUUAUUACAAUGUUUGUUAAUUUGUAUGAUAUAGUUGCUAGCCAUUGAAAUAGUUUUAGUUUUAGACAUUAAUAACUAUGUAUAAAUAUAUAAACAAAUUUUUUAAAAAAAUACAAAGAAAUCAUGGAUGCUAGUCACAAAAAUCAUAUAAUUUCAUAUUUCUGUAAUAAUAUAGUAAACAAUUUUAGAUUCAGAGCAUAGCAAGAAAUGUCUGUAUUAGUAAUAGUUCAGAAAAAACGUUUGGUUAAACAUAAUAUCUAUGGUGUAACAAUUUCUGAUUUCAUGUUUUUGUAUAUAGGUGUUUUGUAUUAGAUAUCUUGCUUCAGUCAAAAAUUAGUGAGACCUUUUUUGAUUUAAUUUUGGAUCUAGUUGCUCACGGAGAAAGUCGUUUUUUGAUUUCCCAAUUAGUUUUAAUAAUUAUUAGGAAAAACCAAUAAAAGAUGAAAAAUAAAAAUGAUAAAUUUGCAUAAAUUUACAAUUUUUUAUUUUAAAUUUUUAAUGUUUAAGUUUUCUAGAAAUAAUACUUCAAUAGAAAACCAUAAAGACCUUGUUAGCCAAUGUAGUUGGUGAGUAAAAAAGUCUUUAAUUUUUUUUAUUUUUGAUGUGUUAAUCAAAUAUAAAAAAAAUCAGAAUGAACAGGACAAUUUAGGAUAAUAAUACUUUUAUUAUUUUCCAUUUUUUUUUUCGUCGCGAUUCAGUUAAACAUAUUCAAAAAUACUUGAAAUUUGAAUGGAAAACUUGUCCAUAAAAAUGUCAAGACAUUUGAUCUAUUUAUAAACAAAAUUGUUAGGCCAAACCAAAAUACUUAACAAUUGAACAUGAAAGUCAUUUUAAAUCGUACUCUAUGGUAAAAAAAAAAAAAAAAAGAGCUUAUAAUGUGCUUGAUUUUUUUGUAUAUAUAUGUACAAAUUUUAAUAUCAAAUCUUAAAUAUACAAAAAUUGUAAAUAUAACAGCCUUUUAAAACAUAUAUCACCGAAUAAUUUUCAAAGCAGUAUAUGCAAAAAUCUCCUUAUCCAUUUUAAUGAAAACUGACGUCCCUAGCUAGUGUGACUGGAAAAGUAACGCCCGUUAAUAAACUGCUCGUGUGACCUUACUCUUAUUUGAAUGUAUUAUGACCUUGAGUAUGCUAUUAAUUUAACCUUUUUAUUAUUAUUUAAAUUGACAAACUACAAUUUUCAUUUAUUGUAAUAUUAAUGUGUCCAUGUCUGAGGUUACCAUGGUUGGCAAAUCAAAAGUGAAUAUUUAAAGUACAUAGUGAUUUUUAGGGGGUAGUGAGAAAAAUAUAUGUCAAAGGUUAUAAAUUUCAAUUAUAUCUGUUCAAGCACUCGUAUAUUAUACAGGGUUUUUAAAAUUUAAUUUUGCAGUUAAAUGGUUUAUUAAAAAAAAUUUUUUUAAUUAGUCACGGAUAAAAACUUUGAAAAAUCGUAAAUGUUUUAAUUGUCUAUAAUUACUUUUUGGGAGUAAAAUUACACAACCUACAUAAAAUAUUCCAUAAAUUGAUAAAGUUUCAGUUCAAGCAUAUAAAUACAUUUUUAAUUUCUGUCUACCUGUUCAGUGGUUUAUUAGAGUUAUUUACUACUCUCCCUCUAAUCAAAAGUUAGAACUGGAAUAUCUUGUAAACGGGUUGAUAGCAAUUAAAAAUUUAAAUACCAAAAUAAUAUAAAUUUAAACUUUUCUAAAUCUAUAGAAUUUAUAAUACAGGCAUUGCUAUUUUGAAAUUAAAUGUGGUUUCAUCCUCAAUAAUUAGGAUGGAUGACAACAAAUUAGGAUAAGGUAACAUUUUAGAGUAUGUGAUUCCAAAAAGAUAUUUUACAUAUGUCAUGUUUAAUAAAAAUGAAUAUUAUUUUAAACUUUAAAUUUUAAAUUAAUUACAUUCAUGUAUUCAACUUUUUUAUGCUUAUGAAAUAUAAUUAUUAUUAAUCUAUACAUAUAUAUAUAUAUUUUAUUUUUAUUUUUAGUGCGUUAUUGUAAAACUGAAGUUGGACAAAGACCGUAAGAAGAUUCUUGACAGAAGAGGCAAAGGCAGAGCACAAGCAUUGGCUCUCAAGGGAAAAGGAAAGUACACUGAAGAAUCUGCUGCAGCAGCUGCAAUGGAAACAUCGUCUUAAUAGUUACAUAUUUUUCAAUAAAACACAUAAACCAAACACUAUUUGUGUAUUAUAUUUUACAUCCUUGAUUCGAAGAAUGUAUUAAGUAUUAAUUUUACAAAGAUUUUUCUUUCUGCCAGAAAACUUACUCCAAUCUAUAUGAUGUAAAUCCUUUUCUGAAAGGAAAUUUCCCUGGAAUGGUAACUUUAUUAGGGAGGUCAUGUUUUGUUUUUCU
Molecule: messenger RNA, 5619 nt
Organism: Cinara cedri
Lineage: Eukaryota; Metazoa; Arthropoda; Insecta; Hemiptera; Aphididae
Source: the annotation of a GenBank genome assembly